Messenger RNA from Dendroctonus ponderosae (mountain pine beetle), 1122 nucleotides. RefSeq lists its product as uncharacterized. Bases 93 to 962 code for a protein of 289 amino acids. The transcript is spliced from 2 exons. The record is from RefSeq and is a predicted model, not a curated record. NCBI's taxonomy places the organism in Eukaryota, Metazoa, Arthropoda, Insecta, Coleoptera, Curculionidae.
GCACAAACUUGACAUGCAACCUGCCGGUGUCAAAGCAGCCAAAAACCCAUCAAAUCCCCGAACUAAAAGCGAGCCAACCUCAGAGCAGCUCUAUGAAUGAACUAAACCUGCUACUGAGGCACCAGAUUAUUAAGGGCUCGGACGAUUUGCCCCUAAAUUACUCAAGGAACGUGCCGCAAGAAACGUUCUACCAAGAGGAAUAUUCCAGCAGUUUUGUGUUGCCGAGAAAAGCCGCUUUCCACGAUUUGCUGUUCGAGGAGCAAUGCGAAGGGUUGAAGAUCGAGCUGGCCACUGUCCAGCUGGAGGAAUCUUCGGCACUGGAGCAGCACCGGAUGCUGAUCGAGUCUUAUAACAUGUUGGAAGCAUUGGGUGACGACCUGUUGAAUCACAUCGACUGUGUGAGUUUGGAGGUGAAAUCCUCCAGCCGACUGUCGUUGACUCUGAAUUCUUUCGCGGUGCGUGAACAGUGCAUGGACGAGCAGAUUUCCAGCAAUCUAAAACAGUUGCACAGCAGCUACGAGCUGUCCACACUGGAGCGAUUUAAACGGCAACUUUUAAUGAUCCUGAACGAUAACAAUUGCAACGUGAAAAAACUCUACGGCGAAUUCCAAGAGAGGCAGAGCAAUUAUAAGUUGGCACUGAAGAAUUUCAAAAUCAUCCUGGAAAUUUUGAAUGUAAACGACGACUCGCUGAAGAAACUCAAGCAGCAAUUUGACGAAGUUUUAAUGGAUUAUCAACACUGCCGCUGCAUUCUCGACCAUGAGCUGCCAUUUGCCAUUGCCGAGAGGACGAAAGUUUUGGCCGAUUGUUUGAUUUCCCUGGGAGCGGAAUAUGAUAUGCUGGCUGAUAGGCGCAAAACGCUGGCCAGCUUGUGCAGAGACAUUGGACGGAAAGUUCAGGAUAAUGAGUUCAUUUUGGUCAAGAAGGAGCUGAAUAGUCCGCGCUCUAGUGAUAACGAUUAAGCCAGUGCCAUAUUAUUGAUCAAGAAACUAAACUGAGCACUCUAUGGGUGUGGAUCCUUUUACACUUCAUACGCCAUAGCAUUAGCAGGAAACGACCGCUGCGGAAUCACAGUUUCUUGAUCCUCUGUUCACAUUUUAGCAAAUAAAGUGGUUGAAUGUU